UUAACUACUUAAGGCCCAAACGGGCAGAAAAGUGGCAGAAAAAGUCAUAAAACCAAACACAGCCUUGGAAGAAGAAGAAGAACCCUCCUCUCCCAAACCAGAAAACCCUAGCACGCCAUUUCUCUCAUUUAGCCGUUGCUUCUUCCCCUUCUCGCCGUUCAUCAUCCCGUCGCCGGCGAAGCUGUGUUGUCAGCACGCCGUCCCGCUCGCGAGAGAAGAAGCUCGUGAACCAGCUGGUCCUCCUCGCGAGCUGUUCGCUGCCGCGUGGGAGGUUCAUCACCAGAGACGGUCAGAGACAAUUUUUUUCACAGCCUUUUCUUUUGAGGUUCCUCUGGGUUUUAGUGAUAUGUGCUGCCAAUGCUCCUCCAUAGGUCCCCUUUCAGAUUAUGAUAUCUUCCAUGUUUGCCUCUGUGCAAUUAUUAAUGCUACAAGUUGAAAAAUAGUCUGCUGAAGCUGAGUCUAUAUACAUAGGGCUCUAGAUGGAUACAUCUGAGCAAGGGAACGGGGAUUAUGCUCCAAUCAGGGAUUCAGAAGAUCCACAAUUGGGAAAAUUUGACAAGCCACUUCCAUGUUUUGGCUGUGGAAUUGGAUGGUUCUCUCUUCUGUUAGGAUUUGCAUGCCCAUUGCUGUGGUAUUAUGCUACAAUUCUCUAUUUUGGAAAUUACUAUCAUAAAGACCCAAGAGAGCGUGCUGGACUUGCUGCUUCUGCAAUUGCUGCUCUAGUUUUUACAAUUGCUGUGCUGAUAGCAGUACUGGUUAUCUUCCUGUAAUUAUGGUUUCAGCUAACCUCUAUUUAUUCAAUCAAUGAAGAAAAAAAAAAAGAUUUGUAUAGAGCAUCAGUCUCCACACAAACACAAGGCAAGGCUAAAUGCAAGGUGAAUCAAGGGUGAACCACACAUGCAUAUAUAUGGUUGCUUCCGUGACCUUGUUAAAUUUGUGCAAACCAAAUGCGUUUGUGAUUUUUCGGUUUUGGAAGGGGAGUGAAAGGCGAACAGUAACCAUGAAUAAUUUUUAUUUUUCAAAUCUUAUCUCCACUCCCUUUUCUUCAAAAACCUGAGCUCGCAAACUCAUCCGAAUAUAUUUCGACUAAGAUAUCUUUAGAUGGUUCACCCACAUUUUAGUAAGUUAAUGUAUUAUAUGUAUGUCCUUGAAUUGGGAAUCAGAGGCUAUAAAGUGUCUCAACGUGUAAAGUUAAUAUUGAUGCAUUAUGCGCAUGUAAUCCCUAAAUGGAUUUAGCUAAUAUGUGCUGUUACGGCACAUGAUAAAGUUAUUAAAGAAGUUUUUAUAAAGGUGAAUUUAGGAAGAUUCUUUCUACACUUUAUGUUUUUGUUGUCACGAGUAGUGUGUAGAGAGAAGAAUUGAGGACAAUGUUUGAUAAUGUUCAGGUAAGUUUUUGUGUUUUGUCCCCCUGAAGCACGCGAAGGGGUUAUUAUUUUUUUUUUUUGGAUAUUAUACGGGGCUGACACUCAAGAAAAGAGUAGCUCUUUUUUCAUCAUCUCUGAGAAUACUUAGAAUCUUAGGAGGAGGUAAGUCCCAAAAAACAGUCAGUUUCUGAAUUCAUAUUCAAUCUAGCCAGGUAAUCAGGGGUUAUUAAGUAUGGCAAAUGUGAUUAUGAUGAUG
This is a messenger RNA of Arachis stenosperma, 1620 nucleotides long. RefSeq names its product 60S ribosomal protein L18a-like protein. The record is from RefSeq and is a predicted model, not a curated record. The transcript is spliced from 5 exons. Lineage: Eukaryota; Viridiplantae; Streptophyta; Magnoliopsida; Fabales; Fabaceae. The coding region runs from base 480 to 770 and encodes 96 amino acids.